AUGUUGAAUAGAUAUCAUCUGUUAUUUCUUUUCGCAUGUCUGGUAUCUUCGGUUCACUGUGAGGAUCCUCCCCCUGAAAAAUUGGUUGAAAUGAAUUGCUUUGAUGCAACCUGUGAAACUCCUUUUCUUCGAGGUGAACUAAUUGUCGAUCUCCCUCAGUUCUCUCUUUCCAAAGGCGCACGGGCUGAAGUUAUCGCUCAGUCGCCUGAUUUUUAUCGAAUUAAGGUUGGCGAUGCCACCUAUGAUAUACCUAUCAGUGUCUUGAACAUCGACACACAUAUCCAUGAAGGACGAGAGCUGUGGAGGGCUCAAUUGUCACUUAUAAAUCCCGACUUUAUUUUUUCGGUUUCUUCUUCAGAAUCAGCACAAAGGAAGGAAUCACCAGCUAAUCUGAAUUUGGAUUCAACCGGGAAAGAGGUUCCUACUUCUCACUAUCACCCAUCUAAAAAGGAUAAAAAAGAUAAUUCAUCAGGUUCUAAAGAAUCUCUAAGCUCUACUUCUCCUUCCCCAUCUAUGGAGCAAAGAAUGCCAACAUCAAGUGACAAUGAGACUACUCUUGAUAAUAAAGAUCCUCAAGAAAUUCUCUCUCACCCCCCUGUCAAACCACUCAUGGAGCAAUCUCAUAAGGUGGAAAUUAAGGUAACUCCUCCACCGGAGAUCAAACAAUCGGAGGGAAAUUCAGGUAUUAAAAUGCAACCUAAGAGUAAGAAGCAGAAUAAUGAUAAACCCUCUGCGGAAAGUGGUUCUGAAACUGAACUUAAAUUUACACCUGCUUCUACAAUUAAAACUAUGGAACAGCCGCAGGAUAAAGUUAAAAAACGAAAUCAGGAUGAACAGCUGCAUGCAACCAAAAUUACACCUAAGGUAACCUCUGCUCCAGGCAUCAAAGCUGUGAAUCAGGAGCCACUACCCGAGAAACCUAAUUUGGAGGUCACCAAGGUGGGGGAAAUUGAAAAGCAACCCUCUGUUGAGACGGCUCCGAAUCUGGAGAAAACAGCACAAAUUAAGGAUCUUCCUGGGGUGGUAGAAGUCCAGGCACAAAAUAUCAAAGCUGUUGACCCAAAUAUUGAAUCAAUUGUUAAAAUGGAAGAAUCUGAUAUUGCUCAUACAUCUAUAUCUGAUGGUGCUCAACAACAUGUAUCGGUUGAGUCGGUGAUGAAAACAGAUGAAAAGGCACCUUCUAAGGUAGAAGAAGCCAAAACACUAGAUAUUUCUGAAAUCGACCCUGCUUCACAUGUUAAAACCUUCUCAAAAAUUGAAGAAAUGGAGGUAACUUCUGUUCCUACAUUUCAACAACCGCCUGACCAACCUUAUGACCAGGCACCUCCAAAAGAGGGGGGUUUUAAAGAAUUUCCUAUUCCUAAGGAUGACUCCGUACCAGAGCUUCCAAACCAGAACUUUUCUGCGUCUAAAUUACUACCUAAACCUAAGGAAAGUAGCAAAUCGCCACCGGAAUCUGAGGGAACUGUGCAGCCUCCUGUCGAGAAUACUAUCAACCAGCCGGAAAUCCACAAUACUAUUGCUCAAGUCCAGUUGUCAGAUGAAUUGGAAAUGUUUAGGGACGAAUUAUUACCCACAUCUCCUCUGUUGGAUAUUGCUAAAGAGUCUAUUUUUUUUCAUUGUCUUUCCCUUGCUGCUAAUGGGACAUUUAAUGGAGAAAGGUCCUUUGUUGCUGCAAUUACUCUCUCUAUCGCUCGUCGCUACUUCAAUGCCGCUCAGACACUCCUUGGUAAACUUCCUCAUGGUCUCGUUUCCCCUCUCCAUAGUUUAUUCACUUUCACUUUUAAAACACCUCUUGUCUUCUUCAUCAGCUGGACUCUCUUUAUCACCUCUGUCGUUGUAACCUAUCUUGUUAUAAAGCUCGCAAAUAAGCUCCUCCUCUUUGGCUUCUCAUCAACUAAUGUAGAUGAUCCUACCCAAAGAUCCCUUUCACAGUGGCUUGCUAUAGAAGAAAAUGCCAACCUUUUAGCAGACAGUCUAGCAGACAAGGAGGAAGCUUAUGGGCGACUAAUUGUCUGGUCCACAAAAGUGAGUGAACGCUACGAGAAUCAGAACCGUCAUGCCGCAACCUCUUCCACACACGUUCACAACCAAUUGAGAGAUGCAAAAGCUGCUUUAGCGGAGAGUCUCAAGGAGAAUAAGGAACUUAAGGAUACUCAUGACGCUCUAGUAGAGCAAUUAUCUACUGUUAAAAGUGAAGCUACUUUCAAUACCGCUCAUCUUCGUGACGAGAUCAAUACGUUGAAUAAACGUCUGGAGGAGUGCACGCGACAAUACGGGGAGAGCAUUGCUGAAAAAGAAAGGCUAAAUGAUGAAAUUGUGAGUACACUGCGUGAUGAGAAGGCGGUUUUAGUACGAGAGGUAAAGAGCUAUCAAAGUCAAGUUGAAAGUGCUGAGAAGACCAUAAGUGAAUUGAAGGAGGCAAAUCAACGAUUUGAAGAGGAUUUAGCCAUUCGAGAUCGCGAGUUGUUAAGUGUGAAAGAGGCAUUUAUGGAGAUUAAGGUUGCAGAGUUGAGAAAUAAGAGUAAGAAGACAGUAGCCUCCCCAAUAACUCCAAAGAACAAGACAAGCGAAAAUAGAACUUCAGUUGAUGGUUGGGAAGUUGAAGAUCCUGAUUUGGAUGAUAUUAUUGUGGAGGUCGAAGGUGGCCAGCAAAGAGAGAAAGAGGAACUAAACGAUAGUGAUCUGCAGUCGGCUUUUGAUAGCCUCAAGGAAGUUGGGCGUCUUAAAGUUGCUCUCGAAGAGGCUGAGAAAUUGGCUCAUAAUGCUGCCUCGGCCAAAGAUCAGGAGACAAAAUUACGAGUCGAACUUGAGGAGAAAGUUGAUUCUCUUGAGAGUGAAAUAGAAGAAAUGCGGCAGAAAUUACGAACUGCUACUGAGAAGUUUGAAGCCUCAGAAACUAAGCUGGAAGUUCUUUCUGAUUACUUCCAUAAACGUGAAGCGGAGAGACAAAAGGAUUUGGGUAGGAAAGAGCUCUCACAGUCUGAAAUGUGUGAGGAGAUUGCGCUCCUUCGUGAGAAACUUCAAGCAUCCGAGGUUGAAGUUAACACACUUCGGGAACAGUUGUCUUCAGCUCGAAGAGAGCUAGCUGAAACGGAGAGGUCUAAUCGUCGUCACGUUAGUGAAUUAGAUAAGCGACUUCAUGAGAACCGAUUAGCAUCACGCUCUCUUGAGAAUCAGGUGAAGGAUCUCCGAACAGAAAAUGGUAUGUUGAGACAGAAGAUUUUUGUAGGCGAUCGUUUGGGAGUCUUCCCACCUGGAAUUCUACCUCCACCACCACCUCCCCCACCGCCACCCCAGGUGCUCUCUCUAGCUACCUCGAAACUUCCAGAAAAUCGGUCUAUUUCGAGGCAAUUAGAGAAAAGUCCUCCUCAUCUAUCUCAAGUGAACCUUCAACAGCAGCUCCCUCCGCCAUUCUUACCCUUUCCUCUAGCUGGUCCCGGAGGCUCCCAAUUUAUCCCACCACCUCCGCCUCCCCUUGGUAUGAUUUCACCGAGUCUCCUUAACUCUCAAAUUAACCCUAAUAGAUCUGUCCAAAGACCUGGCUCAACAACGUCAGGUAGCAAUCGGUCUGGCAAGCAGCCACACUAA
Rodentolepis nana is the source of this 3591-nucleotide messenger RNA. The record is from the annotation of a GenBank genome assembly. NCBI's taxonomy places the organism in Eukaryota, Metazoa, Platyhelminthes, Cestoda, Cyclophyllidea, Hymenolepididae.